AUGAAAAUGAUCGUUCGUACAUCUCGAUGUUUUCUAUUGCAAUCUACAAGUCUAACGAAUCAAUGUAGAUUUUUGAGUAUUGGACAUGAGAACAAUUACCCUUCAUCGAAGAGUGCAUCGACCUCAACGAAUGAAAAUAAUCUAGUUGACGAAUCACUUCGUAUUAACAUUCGACUUCUUGGCGAUAGUCUCGGACGCACAAUUACUCGCGAUCUUGGUAAAGAUUUCCUAGAAAAAAUCGAAACGAUACGCGAAUAUGCCAAACGUCGAGAUGAUGGAACAGAACUACACGAUUACUUACGCAAUCUUCCUGAGAAAUAUUUACUACCUGUUGCACGUGCAUUUAAUCAAUUUCUUCAAUUAGCCAAUAUCGCCGAACAACAUCAUCGAGCUCAUUUCAAAGGAGGAGUCGAUGAUUAUAAUCGGAGCGGUGCUGGUGGUGUAUCACUUCGUCAUGUGUUCAAACGUGUAGAAACCGAAAAGAACAAUGCUAAAGAUUUAUUAUUUGAAACACUUUCGAAAAUGAGAAUCGAAUUAGUCCUAACUGCACACCCGACAGAAACGAUACGACGAACAUUAAUUAAAAAAUAUGAUUUAAUCGAAGAAUGCUUAGGAUUACUCGAAAUGUUCAACACGGAAAGUGAUAAGAAAUUCAUUUCGAGAAGAGUUCAACGAACACGAGAACGUUUGGAAGAAUUAAUUUGUCAAUCAUGGCAUACAAAUGAAUUUCGACAUGAAAAGCCAUCACCUGUUGAUGAAGCAAAAUGGGGUUUUGCUGUUGUGGAAACUUCACUUUGGGAAGCUUUGGCAAUAUUCUCACGAGAUCUCGACCAACUACUUCUUGAAAUUACCGGAAAACGUUUACCUCUACAUGCAUCACCCAUUCGAUUUGCAUCAUGGAUGGGUGGUGAUCGCGAUGGUAAUCCAAAUGUCACUGCUGCAGUGACCAGAGAAGUUUUAUUACUUGGUCGUUGGCAAGCAGCUGAACUUUAUCUUUUCGAUUUGGAAAAGCUCAAAGAUGAGCUAUCCAUGACCAAAGCAUCAGAUGAACUACUGGAUUUGAUUGAUGAUAAAGAUGCCAAAGAACCUUAUCGAGUACUUCUGAAACAGUUGAUUCAUCAAAUUCGAACAACGCGUGAUUGGUUGAAAGCUCAAUUAGAUAAUCAAUUUUUUGAAAUUCCUCCACAAACGAAAUUAAUUCAUUCGAAAGAACAAUUACAAAAGCCUCUUGAAGUCUGCUAUCGAUCGUUACUCGAAAAUAAACUCGAUCUGAUUGCGAAUGGUAAUCUACUGGACACAUUACGUCGUUUAGCCUGUUUUGGUGUUACAUUAACAAAACUUGACUUGCGACAAGAAUCGACACGUCAUACAGAUGCACUAAAUGAAAUUUUAUCACAUAUCCUUCCAAACGAAGAAAAAUAUGCGCAAUGGAAUGAAGAGAAGAGACAAAAGUUUUUACUUCAAGAAUUGGCUUCUAAACGACCACUAAUUUCCCAUAGACAGAAAUGGACAACAGACACGCAGGAAGUUUUGGAUACGUUUGAAAUCAUCGGACGAAAGGAUAGUGAGGAAGCAUUAGGAACUUAUAUCAUAUCAAUGGCUGGACAACCAUCGGAUGUGUUAAUAGUGGCAUUAUUCAUGAAAGAAUUGGCCAAUGGAAAGACCCUACCGAUUGCUCCAUUGUUUGAAACAUUGGAUGAUUUGGAUCGUUCGGGUGAUGUCAUUGAUCGAUUACUAUCAAUUGAAGGGUAUCGAGAAUUGAUUAAUGAUAAACAAGAAGUUAUGAUUGGAUACUCCGAUUCGGCAAAAGAUGCCGGUCAAUUAGCAGCUGCAUGGGCACAAUAUCGAGCUCAAGAACGUUUAUUAGAAGUUUGUCAAAAACACGGUGUUGAAUUAACAUUAUUUCAUGGUCGUGGUGGUACUGUAGCAAGAGGUGGUGGUCCGGCACGUUCUGCUAUCCUAUCGCAACCACCUGGAUCUGUCAAUAAUAGCAUUCGAGUGACUGAACAAGGUGAGAUGAUUCGAUUCAAGUUUGGUCUGCCUGGUUUAGCUGUCUCAUCCAUGAAAAUCUACGCAAGUUCUGUCUUAGAAGCAACUCUACUACCAAUGCCAAAACUAAAAGAAACAUGGCGAGGAGAAAUGAAUCAACUAGCAAAUCGUGCACAUCAAACUUACAAUUCAAUUGUUCGUGAAAAUCCCGACUUCGUACCUUACUUUCGAAGAAUUACUCCGUUGAAUGCACUUUCACAACUACCACUCGGUUCUCGACCUGCGAAACGAAGGCAAGACGGUGGUGUUGAAACAUUACGAGCAAUUCCGUGGAUAUUUGCUUGGACACAAAUUCGACUUAUGCUACCUGCUUGGUUAGGUACCGAUGAUGCUUUCGAUGAAUAUCUCCGAACUAAUCCAGACGGUAUUCACCGAUUACGUGAAAUGAGUAAAUCAUGGCCAUUUUUUCGCAUGUAUAUGAAUAUGCUUGAGAUGGUUCUUGCAAAAGCUGAUGCAGACAUCACUGCCUACUAUGAACAACAACUUCUUGAACCCAAUUCUUCCAUACAAAAGUUAAGUGAAUCUCUACGUCAGCGACUUCAUCACAUGCGUGAACUUGUUCUCCGUAUCACUGAUCAAAAGGAGAUCUUAGAACGCGCACCACAACUGGCACAUAUCAUUUCAUUACGCAAUCCUUACAUUGAACCAUUACAUGGUCUACAAGCAGAAUUAAUGCAACGCAAUCGUGAUAAGCAACCAGAUGAUAUACCGGCUGAUAUUUCCAGAGCAAUGAUGACUACUAUGGCAGGCAUCGCAGCAGGUCUUAGAAAUACAGGCUAA
Molecule: messenger RNA, 2829 nt
Organism: Adineta ricciae
Lineage: Eukaryota; Metazoa; Rotifera; Eurotatoria; Adinetida; Adinetidae
Source: the annotation of a GenBank genome assembly